Amborella trichopoda is the source of this 2351-nucleotide messenger RNA. Its product is annotated as microfibrillar-associated protein-like protein. The record is from RefSeq and is a predicted model, not a curated record. NCBI's taxonomy places the organism in Eukaryota, Viridiplantae, Streptophyta, Magnoliopsida, Amborellales, Amborellaceae.
GAUGAGGGAUUCUUCGGGCGAAACGCAAAGUCUCCGAAAUGGGUGAACUCGGUGACCGAGCUACAACCGGAUGAUUAACGAAUGAGCUCGCUGUUCCCGUCUCAUCCCCCAGCACAGUGACUACGGGUGGGUGGGUUGGUUUAAAUUAGGCUCAACACUUCUGCGGUUACCCCUUUAGCGGCUCACUGCCUGUCCCUGUGUACCAGGUCAUUUCAAAACUUCUAGGUAUAUAAGUCCAAGGGCUAGAAUCGAAGCUUUUUAUUCUGUUAUCGCCCAAUUUUUCUGGUAGCAGCGGCUCCCUAGUUACGGAUUAGGGUUUUGUUCUGUGGUUUUGUAUGAUUCUGCAACGUUGGGAAAGACACGCAUUAAUAGGCAGCACAAUUAGGGUUAUGCCUUAAUUUCAAGAUAUACAUAAAAAUGAGAAUGGGAAAAUCUAUAUUUUAUGGACUUUUUUUUUUUUGAUGAAUUAGGGCUGUGGUUUUCCGAUUUUCAUAGACAAAGGAUCCAGUAUCAAAUACAUGCAUGGAGAAAAUUUGGAUGAGUUAAGUUGACUGAGAGUAUUAGAGAAAUUUUUGAGGAGAUUAGGGUUUUUGGUUCAAGAUAAAAUAGGGCUUUGAAGCUGAAAUUUGUUUGAAUUAUUGAAGAGUUGAGUAAAUUGAAAACAGGGAGAGCACAUCAAUGUCUCUGAGUGUGUUCUGGGUCUGAACUAUUGAAGAAUUUGGGGAAACUCAAAAUCGCUGUCCUUAAAUCUUGCAUCUCUCUGCUUUGAUAUCUAAAUAACACCAGGAAGGGCAAAGAAAUCAGCCAUGUCCGUUACAGCAGGAGUUAGUGAUACCGUUAUAGCCAUUAGGGAUAAACUUAGAGGUAAGAUAGGGCAAACAAAGGUGAAGAGGUAUUGGCCUGGUAAAGCUCCAGAAUGGGCAGAUGAUGCAGAUGAAGAAACUGACAUAAAAACAUCUAAAGCCAUUGCCUUGGAGAAGGCUUUUCCAAGAGAAGAUAUCGAACUUCAGAACAAAGAUGAUGCUAGGCUUCGUAGGUUAGCAGAGAGUCGCAAAGAUAGAGAAGAAGCCAUUGCAACUCAUAGGCUGAUUCGUCAAGCUGAGAUUGUCUCGACACGAGAGGAAGAGAAGAAAGCCCAAGAAGGGUUGGACUUAGAGGAAGAAGAUGAGGAGGCUUUGGAGGAGAGAAGGAGAAGGAUUAGAGAGAAGUUAUUGGAAAGAGAAGAGGCUAUUGUUCAACCAGAAGAAGAGGAGGAGGAAGAAGAAGAGGAAGAGGAAGAAUCUGAAUAUGAGACUGAUUCAGAAGAGGAGCAAGCUGGUAUUGCAAUGGUGAAACCUGUUUUUAUCCCCAAAUCUGAGCGUGAUACGAUAGCUGAGCGUGAAAGGAUUGAAGCGGAGGAGCGUGCUUUCGAAGAGAAAAUGAGAAGGAGAUUAGAUGAGAGAAAGAUUCAAACCAAGCAAAUAGUGGUCGAAGAGAUUAGGAAGGAUGAAGAAAUCCAAAAAAAUGCAGAAAUGGAGGCCAAUACUGGGGACGUGGACACAGAUGAUGAGAUGAAUGAAGCUGAAGAAUACGAAGCUUGGAAGGCUAGAGAGAUUUCGAGGAUAAAGAGGGAUAGAGAAGCAAGAGAGGCUAUGCUGAAGGAGAAAGAGGAGAUAGAGAAGGUUAGGAAUAUGACUGAGGAAGAGAGAAGAGAGUGGGAGAGGAAGAACCCAAAACCUCUAGCCCCACCAAAACAAAAAUGGAGAUUUAUGCAAAAGUAUUAUCACAAAGGUGCUUUCUACCAAACUGACCCAGAUGAUAACUCUGGUACAGCAGGGGCUAAUGAUAUUUAUAGCCGUGAUUUCUCAGCCCCCACUGGUGAGGACAAGAUGGACAAAACCAUAUUGCCAAAGGUUAUGCAAGUGAAACAUUUUGGGCGUAGCGGGAGGACUAAGUGGAAGCAUCUUGUUGCAGAGGAUACGACUGAUUGGAACAACCCAUGGACAUAUAAUGAUACUCUCCGAGCAAAAUACAAUGCCAAAAUGGCUGCCAUGAACAUGCCUAUUGCCAAACCUAAAGGGAGCAAAAAGUUGAAGGAUUGGGACCAACGGUGAUUUCAUGUUGUGGACUCAAGGCCAUAUUUGGCUAGAUGGGCGACAAGCAAAGGUUCUGUUGAUGUUGACGAAUGUUAGUUUUAUCUCUGUGCCUUGACUUCUCUUGGGGUAAUCUUUUGUCAUCAGUGAUGUUUUGACAGCAUUUUCUUGUGGUGAUUGCGGAUGGCUUGAUACAAGAAUUUUUGUAUUUUAUGCGUAAAAUGAUGAUAAACAAGUAGAUUCCAUUAUAUUCACUUGUUAACAUACUUCUUAGGGUUA